UCUCCCAAAGUGCUCCUCUGUGCUCCAUGGGACCGUCCACGGUGGCUUCUUCAAAAACGCUUUCCAAACACCCCAUCAAAACGCUGCUCUCAGAAUGGCUACAGACGGCCCCUCGCUUGAGAGCCUGUCCGCCACGCUGAGCAGAGUGGAGCUGAAGUUUGAGUCAAUAAAUAUUCAGUUUGAGGAGCUGGAUGAAACAGCAGCAAGGCUCUCUGACCGGCUGGAGAAACACAGGAACACCUUAGACCAGCAAGUCCACGAGGACCAGGUGUGGGUGUCUCUGCUGGAGGACCAGUUAAGCACCUUGGAGACGAACCUCUUCGUGACCUACGCAAUGGACACUCUUCGCCGCUGCCACUCAGUGGUCUUGGGGAAGCUUCCAGACCUGGCCCCAAGCCUGCCCACGGUCGCCUCGGUCUUACACAGGAAGGCCAGGAAUCGGCAGGUCCGGCUGGCUUGGGAGUCUGCUCUCCAGGACCUGGGGCUGAGCAGCACCGACAUCACGGCCUUGUGCACCCUUUUCGUCAUGCAUGGUUGCCGAGCCGAGUAUUUUGGGCCAGCCCAGAGGCAGCAUUACGUAGGGAAGGUGGAGGUGCUCAUACGGAGAGUAGUGACUAACCCAGCUCUGAGAGACGGUUUGCUGAGGGCAGUGCAGGUGGUGGAGGUGGGAAGUGCUGGCACCGUGAUGAGUGAAGCUCUCGAGCAAUGACACCAAGGCCCCUAAUCUCGAUAACAGGACGGUGGGAAAUGUUCUGGAAAAUUUGAGAAUAAAACAAAAAUAAAUAUUUAAAUGUUGAAAUUCUUAAUAAA
Molecule: messenger RNA, 810 nt
Organism: Paramormyrops kingsleyae
Lineage: Eukaryota; Metazoa; Chordata; Actinopteri; Osteoglossiformes; Mormyridae
Product: single-pass membrane and coiled-coil domain-containing protein 1
Source: RefSeq, a predicted model, not a curated record